Molecule: messenger RNA, 496 nt
Organism: Armigeres subalbatus
Lineage: Eukaryota; Metazoa; Arthropoda; Insecta; Diptera; Culicidae
Gene: Tbca
Product: tubulin-specific chaperone A
Exons: 3
Coding region: 149-481 (110 amino acids)
Biological process (GO): tubulin complex assembly; post-chaperonin tubulin folding pathway
Cellular component (GO): cytosol; microtubule cytoskeleton
Molecular function (GO): beta-tubulin binding
Source: RefSeq, a predicted model, not a curated record
AUUUGACAUCGGUUGAAAGAUGUCAUUUGACGAAGUGACGUGAUACAUGGGGCGGGGCGUGGAGCGGAGGUUGGCAGGUUAGUUCCAGAAGUUUAGUCGACAGAAUCGCUGGAGCACAUCAGAUAUCUAGAUACUAUUUAACGUUGAAAUGUCCGAUCCAAGGUUGCGCCAACUUACGAUCAAAACAGGUGUGGUGAAGCGCUUGUCCAAAGAGAAAACCGUAUAUGAAAAGGAAGUGGUCACUCAACGGAAUCGCAUCGACAAACUGAAAACCGAAGGCGCCGAUGACCAUGUCCUUCGUAAGCAGGAAGAGGUGUUGCAGGAGUCCAUGAUGAUGGUACCGGACUGUCAGCGAAGAUUGGCAAAGGCCUUCGAUGACCUGAGCGAAAUGAUAAAAAACGAGGAAGAGCUGAAGGAAAGUGAUCAGUAUGUUGCUGCCGUUGCGAUUCUAGAAGAUGCUAAAGUGAAUCUGCCUCAUUGAUGUGCGAGCCUGGAA